AUGCGUCCAUCACCUCGUCUCAUGAUGCAGGCCACCAAGGCCCUGCGCUCGGCCGGUCACCCAGACCCAAAGAACGGAGUAUACAUGGGAUGGUGGGGUGACUUGGGCUCCCCAAAACAAAAGGGAAUCGUCACAUAUGUUUUGUCGCCGAACAGACAAGACCCCAUGGCCGGAGCCUACAAGAACGCCAUCUUCAACGUCUACCGCCGCACAUACCACCAGAUCCUGUACUGGCUUCCUCCCAUGGUUCUCGGAUACGUGCUCAUGUCAUGGGCUACAGAGAAAAACCACUACCUGAACUCAAAGCCUGGACGUCUUGAAGCCGCAGAAGAAGAGGAGUAG
This is a messenger RNA of Exophiala spinifera, 342 nucleotides long. RefSeq lists its product as uncharacterized. Bases 1 to 342 code for a protein of 113 amino acids. The record is from RefSeq and is a predicted model, not a curated record. Gene Ontology annotation, biological process: mitochondrial electron transport, ubiquinol to cytochrome c. The transcript is spliced from 4 exons. Lineage: Eukaryota; Fungi; Ascomycota; Eurotiomycetes; Chaetothyriales; Herpotrichiellaceae.